AUGUGGUUAGUCUGGACCAGCAGAAAUUUGAUUGUCCAUGAAGGAAAAGUUGAAGAACCGACUUCAAUUCUAGCACGGGCAAAGGCGAUGUUAUCGGUAAAGAAAAAUCAAUCUCAACUUCUGAAGAUAUCCACAAUCACCCAAACUUUCGAGAUUCCAGAUUGGAUAUCUCCGCCAAUGGAUUGGAUCAAAAUAAAUUGCGAUGGGUCUUGGAACAUUGAUUCAGUGAAUGGAGGAGGAGGGUUCGUUAUUAGAAGUCAUAGACACCAAUUCGUUCUUGCAGAAGCGAUCUAUAUUUCAUGUGGUUCAGCAGAAGAGGCAGAGAUACACACAAUCAAAGAAGCCAUGAAAAAAACUUGCGAAAGAAAAGACCAACAAGUAGUGAUUGAAAGUAAUGUUGAAGGAAUUAUUCAGAAGAUAAAUCGAAAAGAUUUUAAUGGGAACCAUAGAACCCAGAUUUUGUUUUCUGACAUUAAAUACCUAAUCUCUAGAUUUAGAAAAAUGCUUUUCACUUUUGUUCACGGCACCAGUAAUGGAGCUGCUCAUAAUGUAGCCCUAUGGGCAAAAACAAACCAGACAGAUAUGGCCUAG
Molecule: messenger RNA, 591 nt
Organism: Papaver somniferum (opium poppy)
Lineage: Eukaryota; Viridiplantae; Streptophyta; Magnoliopsida; Ranunculales; Papaveraceae
Exons: 1
Coding region: 1-591 (196 amino acids)
Molecular function (GO): nucleic acid binding; RNA-DNA hybrid ribonuclease activity
Source: RefSeq, a predicted model, not a curated record